AGUCUGUAUGCCUCUCAAUUGGAUCUUGGAUUGGCGAUAAACGUUUACCGUAACUCAGUUUGGGGAACGUAUCGUUUCUUUGAACUAAAACCAAAUCUGCAAGAAACGGCACGUUUGGAUCAUGUUUAUGCUAAUGUUCAACGAAUUGGCGAUUUGUCUUCGUUUGAUUGGUUCAAUGGGUCGUUAAAGCCAACAGUCGAUAAAUUAGUUAACGUUCAUUACUCAUCAAUUAAUUUCAAAGAUGUAAUGUUAGCCACUGGUCGACUUUCAACCGAAUCAUGCCAUGGUUCGCGGGUUGAUGGUGAUUGUGUGCUGGGAUUUGAAUUCUCUGGAAUCAAUACUUGUGGCGAACGUGUAAUGGGCAUGAUUAAGGCAGGCGCGAUGGCAACACAAGUUCAAUCAGUUGAACAUUUAACAUGGAUUGUGCCCAAAGAUUGGUCAUUACGUGAUGGUGCCACUAUUCCAGCUGUUUAUAUCACGGUAUAUUACGCAUUCUUCUUUGGCAGAUCCAUCGUUCGUGGCAACUCAAUUUUGAUUCAUGCCGGUAGUGGAGGCAUCGGGUUGGCUGCUAUCCGCAUUGCACUGGCUUAUGGUUUAGAAGUCUUCACCACGGUUUCAACACAACAGAAACGAAAAUUCAUCCUUGGUCUCUUCCCACAACUAAAGGAGGAAAACAUCGGCAAUUCACGAGAUUCUUCGUUCGAACAUUUGGUAAUGCGUCGUACAAAAGGCCGAGGUGUUGAUUUUGUCUUGAAUUCGUUGUCUGAUGACAAGUUAUUGGCCUCAUUGCGUUGUUUGGCACGUGGCGGUACAUUCUUAGAGAUUGGAAAAUUCGAUAUCAUGAAUAACUCAGCUUUGGGAAUGAGUGCGUUCGAAAAAGAAACCACAUUCAGAGCCAUUUUUGCAGAUAAUUUGAUGUAUAUGCCUGAAGUACGUAAGAUCAUUCACGAAUUGAUUGACAAAGAUUUGAGAACUGGAGUAAUUCAGCCGCUCCACUCAACCGUGUUCCAUGUCAAUGAGAUUGAACAAGCAUAUCGUUACAUGAGCACUGGAAAACAUGUCGGGAAAGUGAUGAUUCAAAUGCGAGAAUCGGAACAAUCACUAGCAUCAGUUCCAAUAAAAGUGAACCCGAAAGUUUAUUGCAAACCGGAUUUGGUUUACAUCGUGUCUGGUGGAUUAGGCGGUUUCGGUGUGGAACUGUGUGAUUGGCUUGUGGUUCGUGGAGCUCGAAUUUUAGUAUUGAACUCACGACGAGGUAUUACCACUUCAUAUCAGGCAUUCAGAAUAAGUCUCUGGGAAUCAUACGGUUGCAAAGUAAUCAUCAACACGGCCGACAUUGGAACGUAUCAAGGUGCAAAGAGUUUGUUUGUAGAGUCACUGACUUACGGACAAAUUGGUGGUGUGUUCAAUUUGGCCGUUGUGCUCCGUGACAGCAUUCUAGAAAACCAAUCGGUAGAAAAGUUCCAAGAAAGUAUCAGACCAAAAGCCAUCGCUACCCAGUACUUCAAUGAGUUGUCACGAAUUCUAUGUCCGAAACUGGAACACUUUGUGGUGUUUUCAAGCGCAUCUUGUGGCAGAGGAAACGCUGGCCAAUCGAACUACGGAAUGGCCAACUCGAUAAUGGAGCGCAUCAUAGAGCAGCGGUUACAGGAGAAGCUGCCGGGCAAAGCCAUCCAAUGGGGUGCAAUCGGAGAGGUCGGUCUCGUUGCUGAGAUGUCAAAGGGAAAAGAUAUCGAGGUUGUUGGCACGAUGCAACAACGCAUCGAGUCUUGUUUGAAAGUCUUGGAUACUUUGCUUACUUCACCGCAGGCCAUUGUCUCCAGCAUAGUAGUGGCUGAUAAACAUGCGGGUGAGGCGGGUCAAGACGGUCAAAUGACUCUCAUCAAGAGUGUAAUGAAAAUUAUGGGCAUUCGUGAUAUCAAAUCCAUCUCGAAAAACGCAUCACUGGCCGAGCUAGGAAUGGAUAGCUUGAUGUCGGUCGAAAUAAAACAAGUGAUGGAACGUGAAUUCGACGUGUUUUUGACGCCUCAACAAUUGCGUUCGAUGACUUUUGCAAAACUGGAUGAAUUGUCGAGCUCUGGAGCCAAACCUGAAGCAAAAGUAUCGAACAAAGAAGAACUUCCGAAAUACCUGUUCCAAAACUUGGGCGAUGAAUCAGUUAGAGAUAUCACACUGUUGCCCAUCAACGAAUUGGAGGCCAAAUCACCACAAAUCAUUUUCAUUCCAGGAAUCGAGGGUGUAUGCGGACCAAAUUGGAAAACUUUAGGGUUAAAUAUGAAAGUGCCAUCGAAAUUGCUUCAAUUGAUGAAAUCCCGAAAUGAAAGUAGUAUAACUGGAAUCGCCGAGUCCAUAUUCGAAGAAGUUUCGCAAUGUUUCGCCAAUCAAAAAGAAUAUUUCAUCGUUGGUCAUUCGUUCGGUUCAUUAAUUGCACUGCGAAUUGCGUCAAUGCUUGAGAAAAUGGGCAAAGUUGGUCGUCUCGUUCUAGUCGAUGGUUCACCCGAAUACUUGUUCAGAUUAGCCAAGGGCAUUUGCCAGAGCGGACACGUUGAAGGCAACAUUGAGAACGAUCUAUUCAUGAUUCUUUUUAGCCAUUUCUGCGAUCCAGAGUCCGUCGAAGACUUCGUCAAAGGAUUAGUAGCCUGCCCUAAUAUUCCAGCGAAACUCGAAUGUUUGGCUAAAUUUGUGUCGUCUGAAUACAAAAACAAAUAUUCAACAGAAUAUUUGCAUGACAUGAUAGUGGCUAUUCUGAAUCGUCUCAAGCUUAUUGUGGAAGAGGAUGUGAUGGAUAAUAUAUUAGACACCAAGUUGAAGGCAUCCAUUAUCUUAAUUCGACCAACCGAAGUUUCAUUCGCCGAUAUCAAUGCGGAUUACAAUUUGAACAAAUAUUCCGAACACGAAGUGAAUGUCAAAUAUGUGGAAGGUCAUCAUUUGACUGUCAUCGAGAAUGUUGAACUCACCAACAUUCUCAAUGAAAUUAUUUCGCAAGAAAUUAACGCAUAGAAUCUGAAAGGCUUUAAUUCAAAGCACAUCGUGAGUUAGUGGUGCCGGCGGGAUUGUGGAUGGUGGAGAUUGAACGGGCUGAAUUCACAUUGGAUUCAUUUUGACUGUCAUUUUUAUUUACACAGUAUAAAUUACACUAACGAAAAUAGUGAACGAGAAACAUUUUAUUCACAAAAAACCAAGAAGUAAGUAACGUCAGUCAAGUAGUAUUUAUGUUAAGAUAGAAUAGUUAUUGUACUUGUAGAACUACCGAUAAAUAGUACAAUGGACAAAACUUUCGGAAUUUCUUAUAAAAUCCUAUAAAUAAUUCCUUACCUUUCUCAUUAGAUGUAAGAUUUUAAAUUAAAUGAAAAUAAAAGAAAAUACGUUCUUAAAUUCAAUAGAAAUCAAUAAAUUCAAAACUUCCAAAAUAGAUAUAUAUCAAUUCAAAUUCCGCAAAAUCCAACCAAAUUAAAAAAUACGCAAAAUAAAUCAGUCACAGCGAAAAUAGAAUUAUGUCAAACCAGUCAAAACAAUGAGAAAAUAAAACGUAAUUUACACGUGAACCGAAUGAAAAA
This is a messenger RNA of Sitodiplosis mosellana (orange wheat blossom midge), 3557 nucleotides long. RefSeq names its product fatty acid synthase-like. Gene Ontology annotation, biological process: fatty acid biosynthetic process. Gene Ontology annotation, molecular function: oxidoreductase activity; phosphopantetheine binding; fatty acid synthase activity. Lineage: Eukaryota; Metazoa; Arthropoda; Insecta; Diptera; Cecidomyiidae. Bases 247 to 3000 code for a protein of 917 amino acids. The transcript has 7 exons. The record is from RefSeq and is a predicted model, not a curated record.